AUGACAUCCAUAACAAAAGACUCUCAAAUCAUCCUUGUUGGUGCAGGGGUAUUUGGUUUAUCAAAUGCCCUCCAUUUAGCCAAAAAUGGUUACAAGAACAUCACAGUUUUUGAUCGUUUAGAUAUGGAAGCGAACCACUACACUUUCUUGGAAGGUGCUGACACCGCUUCUGCCGAUAUGAACAAAGUCUUCAGAGCUCAUUAUGCUGAAAAGAAGCAUUACCAAGAUUUAGCGUUCCAAGCUUUUGAUGUGUGGCAACAAUGGAACCGUGAUAUUACUCUCCUACCACCUAACGAAGCUUCAAAAUACACAGAUUUGAAAGUGUUGGAUCUUUGUGGUAUGUUGAGAAUCGACGAUCAAGUGGGUUGGGAGGAGCAAGCUACCAUAGAAAACUACGAAAAUGAAGGUCUAGGGUCAUUGAGGUACGAUAUCAAUAACAAAGACGAUACAAAAAGAGCCAAUGCUUGUGGUCUUGGUUAUAAAAUGAAAUUUGCCCAAGACUUGAAAUCCAGGGUUCCAAAAUUAGAAGGUGCUUUAGAUUCUACUUCUGGAGUAUUAUACGCUUCUAGGGCUUGUCAAUAUGCAAAAUAUUUGUCCGAAAAGAUGGGGGUCAAGUUUGUUCUUGGAGGUCCAAAAGGUACUUUUGUUGAAUAUAUUUACAAAGAUACUGGCAAAACAGAAGUUGGCGGUAUUGUUACCCAGGAUGGAACUAAACACUAUGCUGAUUUGGUGGUGAUCAAUAGUGGUCCUUGGUCCACCUCUUUAGUCCCAGAAUUGGAUGGUAUCAAUGAAGGAACUGCUGGUAAUAUUGUCACUUUUAAAAUUCCAGAAUCUCGCAAAGACUUAAGAAUGAAGUAUUCUCCUGAGAACUUCCCAAUUAUUUGCUGGAAAACUGGCCACUCCAGAGAGCAUGAUUACUUAGCAGGUAUGUUUAUGUUUCCAAUCAUUGAGCCUGAGGGAUAUAUGAAGAUGAUCAUCAGACAAACAAAGUACACAAACCCAGUGGAGUUAGAUAAUGGAAGGGUUGUCUCAAUUCCUAAAACCGCCAACAGUAAUCCGCCUUUCAAAUACUUGACAAAACACAUUAUGAAGCAGGUGAGGGAAUGGCUAACCGUUUUCUUCCCAGAUCUCGCUAAAGCAGGACUAAAUUUCGAAAGUAAAGUCUUGUGGUAUACUGAUACCAUAGACAAUGAUUAUAUUUAUGAUUUUGUUCCAAAGAAAAAAGGAUUAUUCGUUGCCUGUGGUGGUUCUGGCCAUGCCUUCAAGAUGCUUCCAGUUCUUGGUCAAUUCUUGGUCGACAAGAUUGAAGGACGUGAGAACCUCUAUACUGAUUUGUUCAAAUGGAGAUACUCUAAAGACUUUGAAAAGGAUCCUAAUGGUCUAAGAGAAGGUCUAAAUGGUAACAGAAGAUAUGACAUCCAGGAAAUCUCAGGCCCUGAAGAUUAUAAAAUUGGUCCAUUGAAGGCAAAAUUAUAG
Messenger RNA from Saccharomycopsis crataegensis, 1476 nucleotides. RefSeq lists its product as uncharacterized. Bases 1 to 1476 code for a protein of 491 amino acids. The transcript has a single exon. NCBI's taxonomy places the organism in Eukaryota, Fungi, Ascomycota, Saccharomycetes, Ascoideales, Saccharomycopsidaceae. The record is from RefSeq and is a predicted model, not a curated record. Gene Ontology annotation, molecular function: sarcosine oxidase activity; flavin adenine dinucleotide binding.